Drechmeria coniospora is the source of this 1683-nucleotide messenger RNA. RefSeq lists its product as uncharacterized. The transcript has 3 exons. NCBI's taxonomy places the organism in Eukaryota, Fungi, Ascomycota, Sordariomycetes, Hypocreales, Ophiocordycipitaceae. The record is from RefSeq and is a predicted model, not a curated record. Bases 1 to 1683 code for a protein of 560 amino acids.
AUGGCAGCUUUCUACCACCAAACUGCAUGUCCAGCUCUGAAUCUCUGCAUCCUCAUCACUCGCGCUCCUGUCUCGGAUUUGCUGCACCGGCACGGCAUCGAAUUCACACAUUGCUUGCUGCCAAGAGUGAGGCUACGCCAUCUCCCUCUUCGAUUCAUCGACCUGUUCAUUCCACACGUCCGAAUCCCGCUCCCUUGGCUUGUCCGUUUCUUAAUUACUAUUCUUGAACGUAUGGAUGAGCGCAGGUACAAGAAAGGCCGUAGCGGCCAGCAAUCUGAUCCCUCCUUCGAGACCCCGAACCCGAACCAGGGCUGUUGUGCGCGCUCCUUGCUCGAGCUCGACCGUUGCGACCUUUUCCUCGCCCCAUCAGUCUUCGUCGAGCAUGUUCCACAGCACGUCCGUGAAUCGCAUACCUUGUUGGAUGGGUCCGUGAUCGACUGCGCCUGUGCCGUGGCCGGUCCGAACGGCGGCCUGAUCGAUCCCAUGGAGUACAAUGGCGAGUCGUUGUUCUCGAGUGAUCCAAUGUUGGCCAACGACGAGUAUUCAUCGCCCAGCCCGACUCCUUCUUCACUCUUCUCUUUUCCUUUCGCUCUCGCUGGUGCUGACAUCCUUCGUUCGCCUUCUAGUUUCCUCGGUCGGAUCGACGAAAUAAUGGGUGCCAACGCCGAGGAGCGAUGGGACGACGAAUACGCCCACCCGCACGCCCAGUUUCCGUCAACCGACGAGGUCGACCAUGCUCAUUCUGCGCGGAGCCGACGAAAGAAACGAGGACCUCAAACCGCUCCCGCCCAAACACCCCAAGCAAAAUCCCGACGGCAGUCACUCGGCCAUGACGCGGCAUUUCACCUCCACGGAGACGAGGAACGCGUCAUCACCGAACGAAACCAGCCCAAUGCCGCCGUUGAUGAUGACGACUCAUUCAUCGCGAAAACCGUCACUCCAAACGACGUCGACGAGCAGGCGAUCAAAGAAAAGCUGCGCGACUUUUGGAAUCUCAGAGAGAAUCCCAUUUCGAAGCCACGCAUCAAGGUGGAGGGCCUUGCCGGACACCACCACGACUUGGCCACCAAAGCCAAGGAGCUCCAGACUGGCACCUUCCAAGGCCUCUUCGUCGAUGCCACGGCGGCGGAAAACGCCUUGAUGGAGCUCGGCAACUUGUACCGCAAGCCGCUCCGGGACGUCACCGUGCCCGCCGAGGACGCCACCUUCCCCACGACGACUGAUGAAAUGACGGCCGUCGUGAAGAAGGUGUUUGACGCCAUCAUGGACUGGAGCUACAUCCUCGAGUGGAAGGCGGCCGUCUCGCGCAACGACAAGCUCCGCAUAAUGAAGAGACUCACUUCCGCCGCCGGCGGUACUGACCAUGGGCUCGACGUCGGCCCCGAAGGCCUGCGCCCCCCCGUCGAGGAGCUGCUGGCCAUCCUCCCAUCGGUGAAGUUGCAGCAGCAGAGGAUCCUGGGACAGGUGCCCAGCGACCUCAUCAUCGAGCUGGUGUCGUGGGGCGUCGUGCAUUCGAAACAACUUGUCAAGUCUCUGCUCACCGCUGGCGACGGCUGGAAACUGCGAAUCGUCAACUGCCCCCGAAAGGAGUUCCGAGCCAAGGGCAACAACCGACGGGUAAAUGCCGCAAAAGAGCGUCAGUGGCACCGCAUGAGCACCGCUCGAAGCGACGCAAGAGAGUAA